AUGAGCUCCUACUUUGUCAAUCCGCUGUACUCCAAGUACAAGGCGGCGGCGGCGGCGGCGGCGGCGGCAGCAGCAGCAGCGGCAGCGGCGGAGCACAUCAAUCCCCCGUACUACGACUGUCACUUCGCGCCCGAGGUGAGCGGCCGCCACGCCGCCGCCGCCGCCGCUGCCGCCGCCCUGCUCUACGGGAACGGCGCAGCCGCCGGCGGCUUUCCGCACCCUGCGCCCGGCGGGGCGGGGGGGGGCGGCGGCGCGGCCGCGGACUUUUACCACCCGGUCGGGGGGAGCCCCACGGCCGCCUACCAGCCGCCUCCUCCUCCCCCCGCCGCGCCUCCGCCUCCUGCCCCCUGCAGCGGGGUUACCUGUCACGGGGAGCCCGCUAAAUUUUACGGAUACGAUAACUUACAGAGACAGCAGACUUUUACGACACAGCAAGAGGCCGAGCUGGUACAAUAUCCUGACUGUAAAUCGUCCAGUGCUAAUAUUGGCGAGGAACCAGACCACUUAAAUCAGAGCUCGUCUCCUGCUCAAAUGUUUCCCUGGAUGAGACCACAAGCAGCACCGGGUAGGAGGAGAGGAAGACAAACAUACAGCCGAUUCCAGACUCUAGAGCUGGAAAAGGAGUUCCUCUUUAACCCCUAUCUGACCAGAAAGAGGAGGAUCGAGGUGUCCCACGCACUAGGACUCACCGAGAGGCAGGUAAAGAUCUGGUUUCAGAACAGGAGGAUGAAAUGGAAAAAAGAGAACAACAAGGACAAAUUCCCCGCUUCCAGACAGGAGGGAAAGGAAGGGGAGGCCAAAAAGGAAACACAUGAUCUGGAAGAAGACAGAGCUGAAGGCCAGACGAAUUCAGUUUUGGCCUAAA
Molecule: messenger RNA, 865 nt
Organism: Indicator indicator
Lineage: Eukaryota; Metazoa; Chordata; Aves; Piciformes; Indicatoridae
Gene: HOXD8
Product: homeobox D8
Exons: 2
Coding region: 1-864 (287 amino acids)
Biological process (GO): regulation of transcription by RNA polymerase II
Cellular component (GO): nucleus
Molecular function (GO): RNA polymerase II transcription regulatory region sequence-specific DNA binding; DNA-binding transcription factor activity, RNA polymerase II-specific
Source: RefSeq, a predicted model, not a curated record